GAUAGCAGACCCUGACACGUACGAAUCGUAUACCCGGCCCGUAUGUCUUAUACCUGACAUGAACACGUUUGAGAUAAAUGCCCAAACUAAUUUUUAUCUGCUUUUAAUAACGUUGCGUGUACGAGAACUUAAUGAAAUGACGAAGACACUUUAUUGUGUAAAUACAUGGAUCACCCCUAUUCAGAUAUGAUAUGAAAAAACUAAGAAGCUGAACCAGAGAUCUUACAUGUAGGAGUUUCGGACAAAACCUUGGUAAAAUUAUGAUGAAGUGUCACUGGCCCAGAAAAUUUAGGCAUUCAAACAUUCGAUCCCGGCAAAUGUAACUUAUCUCGUGUAGAAUUGCGCUCUGUACUGCUCGACGGCAUUACGAAAUCAAAAAUGACUAAAUUUUAAGCGUUGGUUUCUCUGCGGCGCUUUGUCGCUUCUCGAGCUCUUGCUUGCAUUUCGUCUCAGUUGGCCGGCUGCAAGUAAUAAAAAGUCGUGCUUUGGUUGAGAAAAUCUACUCAUGCGUAAGCUAUUAGACCACUUGAAGUUUUUUUUCUUAGACCUUCUACAUUGGACAAUUGACGAAUCCAACCGUCUAGUCGAAAAUAGCGCCACAGUGGAUACAAGUGCGUCAUUUGCCAUCGAAGGUGUCUAUCGCGACCACUUAGCUAGCUACCCGAAAAACAAAAGAUACUUCCGGCCGCGUUUUGCGCGAAUAGUUUGGAAUAUCGAAGCGAUAGCAAUUGACAGUGUCACUUAUUGUCAUAAUUAUAGCCAUUGAAAGGGCGAUCUUAAGUAAUUGACGUCGCAGUAGGCUCAGAAGUGAGACUGUGCAGCAAUAAGGACGAAGAAUCGUUGCUUACCAUAGCACUCCACAUCUGUGAUACUUGCAACUAGUGAAAAUAGCCAUUCAUACCUCGAUAUUGAAAUCAACGCUAGUGAUGAGCUGUUAUGGAGUGUGUUUCAGAACGACGAGCCUUGUCAGCAAUUAUGUCGGGUCCACAUUAUUUUUCAAACCACUAAAUUAGCCAAUCACAGGGCGACGUUUCCACGAGAGUCUAUCAGCCAGGAAAGUCUGAGCUGACGA
Molecule: messenger RNA, 1072 nt
Organism: Plasmopara halstedii
Lineage: Eukaryota; Oomycota; Peronosporomycetes; Peronosporales; Peronosporaceae
Exons: 1
Coding region: 506-766 (86 amino acids)
Source: RefSeq, a predicted model, not a curated record